Folsomia candida is the source of this 559-nucleotide messenger RNA. RefSeq lists its product as uncharacterized. Bases 70 to 537 code for a protein of 155 amino acids. NCBI's taxonomy places the organism in Eukaryota, Metazoa, Arthropoda, Collembola, Entomobryomorpha, Isotomidae. The transcript has 3 exons. The record is from RefSeq and is a predicted model, not a curated record.
CGUGUUACACGUGUCCCCACCCCCCCACCCCCCACACUAACCCCGACAUUAAUCGAACUACCCAACGCGAUGGAAAUAAAAGCGAAAUUACUCAAUUCAUUCCGUGAAUUUCAACGAUUAUCCAAAGAGAAACAGGAAUCUAAUUCCCCUCCAACUUUAGAGAUGGAGAUCCCCUCGACGGAUAACAUCUUAUCGAAAUUGAGACUCGUGGGGAGCGAGGAUGGGUCGCUGAUCAGGUUCGGGUUGGACAUCAAUUCUAAAAUGGCCAGGUUUUGGGCCUCCACGGACGACUCUUCGGACCCUGAAUCGGACGCAGACUCCGAAAAUGGGCCCGCCCCCUCUGGAAACCCACCAGCGGAGCUCAAAAAGCUAAACCCUGCGAAUAACGGACAGUUUUUUCUCCUAGCAACAGAAGAGGGCCCCCUCCGCCUUGUCCGUUACGACACCUCCCCCUCGACCACGCCCACAUUCAAACCCCUCCCCUUGAAAAAACUAACCCCUGAAGAAUUACAAAAUUUUGAAAAGUUGUUUAACUAAGUUUUUUUAUAAUUCGAUUUUU